GUUGAAAAAGUGGGUCAAAGAGUGAAAUAUUAAAAUUUAUUUGACAAGAAGAAAAAGACCAAUGGUCCCUCCCUAGUGAGUAAUGAGCAAAAGAAGAACAGCUUUUUGAUCCUUUUUAACACCUCACUUUCCUGUUCCUGUCUGUCCUCUGCACCCAUUAAGAUUCAUGAGUGAUCCCUAUCAGCAAUGAACUCUUCACCAAGGUUGGAUUCAGCUGUGUUUCAGCUUACACCAACUAGAACAAGGUUUGAUUUGGUCAUAACUGUGAAUGGAAAGCAAGAGAAAAUUGCAUCAGGUUUGCUCAGCCCAUUUCUAUGCCACUUGAAGGCUGCUCAAGAUCAAAUGGAUAAGGGUGGUUAUUCAAUUGUUCUUGUGCCUGAGCAUGGAUGCGAUGUCACGUGGUUUACCAGGAGAACUAUCGAAAGGUUUGUCCGGUUCGUUAGCACACCUGAGAUACUGGAACGGGUAUAUACCAUAGAAUCUGAAAUCUUACAAAUUGAAGAGGCAAUUGCAAUUCAAGGAAAUAAUUCCAUAGGGAUUGGCACUGUGGAAGAAAACCAAAUAAAACAAGUGGAAAGCACUGAAGGGACUUUUGAAAGGACAGGAAGGAAGAUUAAGCAGGAUAGUAAUGUGGAGAAAGCGGUUGUUCCUUACAAGUCUGAUACACAGCCACCUGAAGCAAAUGGAAGCACCUCGUCACAAGGAAAAUCAAAAGUUCAGCUUUUGAGGGUCCUAGAGACACGUAAGUUGGUUCUGCAUAAAGAGCAAGGAAUGGCAUUUGCACGCGCUGUUGCUGCAGGUUUUGACAUUGACUCCAUACCAGCUUUGAUGUCAUUUGCUGAAUGCUUCGAAGCGUCACGCUUGAUGGAUGCAUGUAGAAAAUUCAUGUCUCUAUGGAAAAUAAAGCAUGAGAAUGGCCUAUGGCUUGAAAUCGAAACUUCUGAAGUGACACCUAAUCGUGCAGACUUCUCUACAAUAAAUACAUCCCACACUGAAAUGGACUCAGAAAGUAACGGUGGGAAAACAAAUUCAGGAAACCAAGCUAAUAUUCAAGAUCAAUUUUCUCAUCAUGGAUUCUCCCCUUGGCCUGUUCAUUCUCUCCCAGGUGCUUUGCCAGUGUUCCAUCCAUAUGCAGUCGAAGGCGUACCCUACUAUCCGAGUUAUCCAGGAAACAGUGCAUUUACGCAGCCAGGUUGUCCGCCUAUGGAGGAUCCCCGACUACAUGCUGAUCAAAGUGUUCGACAUAGAAGACAUUCCAUGGAUAAUAGACACGGCAAUACUGAUUCCAAAAAUUGGGACAUAGAAACUUCGAAACCAAGGUUUAAGGAUGAAAUGGAUAUAGAGAGGGAAGGUUUACAGACUGGAGACCGACGGAAGAAGACUAGUCGAUCAGACAGACAUAAAUCUAGCACGGUGGUCAUCCGAAAUAUCAAUUACAUAGCAAAGACUGAACAUUCUUCUGGCAGUGGAUCAUAUUCUGAUUCUGCUACCGAAACCGAUGAAGAUAAAGAAGUUCACAAAUCUGUGAAGACCUCAAAAAGAAGAGGAUCUGGUAAGGCAUCUUUGAAGAGGUUGAAUUCAACUGAUAAGGAAGAAACAGAUGGAGGACAUUGGCAAGCAUUCCAAAAUUAUUUAUUGAAAGGUGUAGAUGAAGAUAGACAUGCCAUUAACCAAAACCAGUUUGAAAUGGAAAAAGGCGAUCAUGUGAGAAGAAAAAAACAUGUUGCAGCCAAAGAUCCUUUAGAUUUGACUGGUAAUUCACAUCCUUCAUCAGAUGUGGCUGCUGUCAAUGGACAGUGUUAUUCAAACACUGAUUUGGAAAAGAAGUUGUUUCAUAAUAUGAAUGAUGACUCAAUCAUGGUUGAACACAGAGUCAAUGGUCCAGUAAAUAUUGAGGGAAAUGCGAUUGAUAUGGGCUCCGAUUUCCCGAAUGUGUAUACAAAGGAAGGAAAACGGAAAAUCUCCAACUAUCAACCAGCUGAAUUGAGCUUGUUGCCUGAACGGGGAGCUGAUAAAGGGUCAAUGCGUUAUGACUGUGCACUAGACUAUGAAAUGCAGGCCCAAGCUGUAGGUGGUUCUUCACAAGAUAAAAAGAACAAAGGGGUAUUGUCUCGUCAUACCAAACCAGGAUCAAAGAUGCUGGAUAAGGAGCAGAAAUCUAAACCUACACCAAGUAGUUCUGAUAGAAAAAAGACCAUUGGGCCAAUAAGAAGGGGUAAACCGAAUAAACCGAGUCCAUUGGAUGAAGCACGAGCACGUGCUGAAAGACUGCGUAACUACAAAGCAGAUCUCCAAAAACUGAAGAAAGAGAAGGAAGAGGAAGAUAUAAAACGUAUAGAGGCUUUAAAGAAGGAGAGGCAAAAGAGAAUCGCUGCUAGGAGUAGCUCAGUCACCAAACCAACCACCAAAUCAACCAUGCCAUCACAGCAAACAAAGAAACAGUUUCAAACAAAAUUUUUGUCAACCGUGCAUAAAGGAUCAAAGUUUAGUGAUUCAGAGCCAAGAUCAUCCUUACCCUUCCAAAGAUUCCCUAUCAGAACUGUUUCUGGUGGAUCCAAUGAUUCUUUAAAACCCUCUAAAACCAGCAGACUGAGUGCUGGCAGUAGCAACUCAGUUACAAGCAAAUUAAGGCGAUCAGUGCCUCUUUUGCCUGAACCUAAGCAAGGGAAGGGUGAUUGUGCAAACAAUACAAAGGCAUCAAUAACAAGCAGCAGAAGAUUCUCAGAACCUAAAAUGAGUACCAUUCGUCCGACUUCUUUAGUUAAACCACGGAGCUCUAGGACAAUUUCAAGGACUAAGGCAGUUGAAGAGACGGAGAGAAAAAAGAUUUCUGCUAUUGUGAAUUAUGAUAAAGACAAGAUUGCAACCCUUCCAGAACUGAAAAUCAGAAUAUCUAAAGAGAAGCCACAAAAGCUUAAUGUUGACAAGCCUUCUAUGAAUUCAGAAGGUGCCUUGCUGAAGAAAAGUGAAAGUGAAAUUUCAACCACUGACAAUAGAGAUGAAAUUCCUAUGAUUGAUAAGACUGUUGUGAUGCUUGAGGGUGAAAAAAAACCUUCUGCCCUUGAUAUCAACGAUGAGAAACCAAGAGGGAAAACAACGAUAGCAAAGAGACAAGAUGACAAAGAUAAAGCAAUGGAGAAAACUGAGAGAGUAUCAAGUUGUACUGCUGUUUGUGCACCGGCUUCAUCCUUAAGAACAAAUAUGGUACACAUAGGAACCUUGGAGAACCAGUCACAAGUGAAGCACAUAUCCUCGAAGGUUAAAAUGAAUAAUACAAAGAAUGAACCUUCAAAAUCAUCAUCUAGCAGUCGUGUUGCCGAGGAAUCAUCUCGUGCCCCAUACUCUCGAGGUUCUUCUUUGGAAGAUGGCCAUGCACAAAAUUCUGAGUAUGGUAAAGCACCUCCCACGAGCUUGGAAACUACAUCAAUCGGUAUGGAGACUUUCAGAGCACACGUGUCUGAUACCAGGAACUCUACACUUGAAAAAAUUCCCGAGGUAAAUGAAAAUCCCCAGGCGAAGGAGCCAUCGAAAGGGUUUAGACGACUGUUAAAGUUCGGUAAAAAGAAUCACAACUCAGCUACUGGGCACAGUAUGGAUUCAGAUCAUGCCAAUGAAAUUGGAGCGAAUGGUUCCACCAAUGAAGUUCCCACUUUGCGGAAUUUGCUUUCUCGAGAUGAAACUCUCUCAACCAACGCAACUCCUCAAAAGCCUACUCGUUCUUUCUCCUUGUUAUCGCCGUUUCGAAGCAACAGCCGAGAAAAAAAGAUAAUGAUGGCUUGAUAAAACUGAUUCUGCUAUUUGAGGUUGAUGUCGUGACCAUUUACUCAAUUCUUUUUCUCUUUUCCUGAGCUUCAAUGGUCCUGAAUUAUUUUUGUCUAGCUGAAAACAUCAGAGUAAAUAAAUAUAUUGCUGUUGCCUUUUUAAAUUUAAUCAAUGGUCAUUCUUGCAUUUUAUUGUAUAUAGUGCAUUCCUUUA
Molecule: messenger RNA, 3975 nt
Organism: Medicago truncatula (barrel medic)
Lineage: Eukaryota; Viridiplantae; Streptophyta; Magnoliopsida; Fabales; Fabaceae
Exons: 14
Coding region: 187-3780 (1197 amino acids)
Source: RefSeq, a predicted model, not a curated record